Capsicum annuum is the source of this 2197-nucleotide messenger RNA. Its product is annotated as serine acetyltransferase 2. Gene Ontology annotation, cellular component: cytoplasm; cytosol. NCBI's taxonomy places the organism in Eukaryota, Viridiplantae, Streptophyta, Magnoliopsida, Solanales, Solanaceae. Bases 779 to 1837 code for a protein of 352 amino acids. The transcript is spliced from 10 exons. Gene Ontology annotation, molecular function: L-serine O-acetyltransferase activity. The record is from RefSeq and is a predicted model, not a curated record.
AUGUUUCAUAAAUGGAAAAAAAUCAUUCCUUUUAAUAAUUUCUGUGCAUGAUAAAAAACUAAGAUUUAGGGAGUAUUUGGCUAUGAGAAUUUUUCACCUUUUCUCCAAAAGUUAUUUUACGUUAGUGAAAAUUAUGGUGUUUGGCCAUAAAGUGAAAAUAUGUUAAACUUGUUUUUAUUUUUUUCACUUUUACUUCUCUCAUAAAAAGUCAAAAACAACUUUAAUUUAUAUUUAUGGGCAAACAUAACUCCAAAUUCCAACUCCAUUUUUUUUUUCAUCGCCAAACACUUACUUAAAUACGACAAUCAUUAUAUGUAAUAUGUGCAUAGUAAUUUUUGACUAUAAAUAAAUAAUUUUUUUUUGAAACAAAUAAGGCUAUUAUAUAAAAGUUUGCCUUUAGUUAACCUUUUUUUCUCAUACCUUGAUUAGAACUUGUGGAAAAAAGUUUGUAUGGUCCAAAAGUUCCCAGAUUUGCGUCUUUCCAAAUCAACCACACGUAACCCCCAAAACCUAAAAGAUAAAACCAAAGUCUCUAACCCAAACAAAGCCUCUACCCUCCCCCGCAAACCCACCCCCUACCCUCACCCCCACCACCCACCAUCCCGUUUACAGUAAAAACAGAUAGUGUGUAGUGUUAUCUGUGUGUAUCAUCAUCGUCGUCGUCGUAUUCUUCAUCUCUGCAUGCACCCUAUAAUGGAAAUCUAGGCAACUCUUCUCUACUACGUGGGUGUUUCCUAUAAUAAAUACUACUAUAAUAUUAAUAUUGGUCCAUGUUUGGAUGGCUUGUUCUUGUUUAAGCGACGACACUUGGUAUGCUCUUUCUCAAAUGCGCACCACCACCUCGUUAACAACCACCUUACAUGUGGAAGAUCCAGAAAAACUUGGACCCAAUUCAUCCAUGGCGGACUACCCCAUAGAAAAAGUCUUUCCUGUUUACGCUGUUGGCGUAUCGGAGCCUGACCCCAACUUGAUCGUAUCUGUUGCCAACACAGCUUCUACUGUGGGUGACCCUAUUUGGGAUGCUGUUAAGCUCGAAGCCAAGCUCGAGGCAGAGAAGGAGCCAAUAUUGAGCAGUUUCUUGUAUGCAAGUAUUUUAACACACGAUUGUUUGGACCGGGCAUUGAGUUUUGUUCUUUCCAACCGGCUGCAAAAUCCUACACUUUUGGCAACCCAAUUAAUGGACAUAUUCUGUGAUGUAAUAAUGCAUGAUCGGUGCAUCCAAUGUUCAAUUCGACUUGAUUUACAGGCAUGUAAAGAUAGAGAUCCUUCUUGUUUGUCAUACUGUUCUGCUCUUUUGUACCUUAAGGGUUAUCAUUCUUUACAAACACAUCGAGUUGCACAUGCAUUAUGGAAUCAAGGGCGCAAAGUCUUGGCACUGGCGUUACAAAGUCGAGUUAGUGAGGUUUUUGGAGUUGACAUACAUCCAGCUGCCAAAAUUGGAGAUGGAAUUCUUCUGGAUCAUGCAACUGGUGUUGUAAUUGGUGAAACCGCUGUCAUAGGGAAUAGAGUUUCACUUAUGCAGGGUGUAACCUUAGGAGGAACUGGGAAAGAAACUGGUGAUAGACAUCCCCAAAUAGGUCAAGGUGCACUUAUUGGAGCUAGUGUAACUAUACUUGGAAAUAUAAAAGUAGGGGAAGGUGCAAUGGUUGGUGCAGGUUCUCUUGUAAUGAAGGAUGUUCCUCCUCACAGUAUGGUGACAGGAAUACCAGCAAAGGUGAUUGGUUAUGUAGAUGAUCAAGAUCCAUCUUUAACUAUGAAGCAUGAUGCUAGCAAGGAAUUUUUUAAAAAAGUAGCCAUUAGCUGCAAGGAAGCGAGAUCCAAUGGAUCAGUUGCUUAACAGACAAUGGCUCAACAUUAGAGAUUAAUGAAGAGACAUCUUCAUUUGACUAACCCCAAUUCACUUCAAUGUGUGAAAAUGAUUUUAAUAUUUUCACCAUCUUUAAUACUAUAGGAUUUCUGAACAUAGAAAAAUAAAGUUCCUUUAAAGAUUGAUCAUCAUUCAAUCGACGUGUAAUGGCAUGUAAUCUGUGUUGAUCUAAAUUAUGUAUUUCUUUCUCCAGGAGAUUUGUCAGUCUGUAAAUUAGACUCAAUAAUUUUGUAAGAUUGUUUGAAUUAGUGCUCCAAUGAAAUAAUGGGGACGAUGUUGAUUAAUGUUGAAUGUGCCAGAGAUACUUGCUCAUUGGUAUGUUUCACAACA